GCAACAUUGCAAAUACUGGUUGUGUCUUUGUUCCAGAGACUGUGCCAAGUACCUGACCUGACUACAUAUUCCUUAUAAUCCAAGGAACACAAUGAAAGGGCUUUUGCUUCUGGGCUUUGUUGCAGCAGUUAUAGGCAGAGUUCCUGAUAACCAAUACGCCAGGGAUAAAGUUUUGCGUCUGAAACCAGAAAAUGAACAGCACCUGCAGUUUUUAAGGGACAUGGCUCCCGCAUUAAAGAUGGAUUUCUGGCAGCCAUCUUCUCUCGAGCUGGUAACCACCAACAGCACUGUGGAUUUGAGGGUCCCUGCAGCCUCUAUUUCUGAGACCCAUUUCAGGCUGAAGGAGAUUGGACUGAAAUACGAUGUGUUGAUUGAUGACAUGAAGACACUGAUGAAAAACCAAUUUGACCAAAAGGAUAACAAUUCUACACACUACAAUUAUGAAAAAUAUCAUCGAUGGAUUGAGAUUGAAUCCUGGAUGAAGAAAAUCACAUAUGAAAACCCAAGACUGAUUUCUCUGUUCAGAAUUGGAAGGAGCUAUGAGAAUCGCAGUAUCUAUAUCCUUCGGGUGGGCAAGAGGACACAUAAGGCGAAACCUACAAUCUUCAUGGACUGUGGGAUCCACGCCCGCGAGUGGAUUUCACCUGCCUUUUGCCAGUGGUUUGUGAUGAAGGCUGUUCAAUCUUUUGGAAGAAAUUGUACCAUGGACACCCUUCUCAAUAAAUUGGAUUUCCUGAUUGUUCCUGUUAUCAAUGUAGAUGGUUAUGUUUACAGUUGGACCAAGGAUCGAUUAUGGAGGAAGACACGCUCCAGGAAUCCUGGCACUACCUGCGUGGGCACUGAUCCCAACCGAAACUUCGACGCCAAGUGGUGCUCCGUUGGUGCCUCGAGGAACCCAUGUGCUGAGACUUAUUGUGGAUCCCAUGUUGAGUCUGAGCGGGAAGUCAAGGCUGUGGCUAAUGCCAUCCGUAACUACAAAGGGAUCAAGGCUUACAUCACAAUGCACUCGUAUUCUCAGAUGUGUCUCUUUCCAUAUUCCUACACGUACUCAUUGGCUCCAGACUACAAGGAAUUGAAUUCCAUUGCCUGGAAUGCAGUUACGGCCUUGAGGAGCCUUUAUGGAACUCGGUAUUCCUACGGUCCAGCUGCACUCAUAAUAUAUCCAUCAGCUGGAGGUUCGGAUGACUGGGCCUAUGACACUGGAAUUAAAUACUCAUUUACCUUUGAACUCCGUGACUUGGGCCAGUAUGGUUUCCUGUUGCCUGAGUCCCAGAUCAAGCCAACCUGUGAAGAGACCAUGUUGGCAAUCAACUACAUCGCCACUUACGUUCUCAGGCAUCCAUAUUAAUCUUCCUUGGUGAAUGAUUAAUUUUUGAUUCUUGGAAGUAUUGCAUAUGUACAUUUCUAUUGCUUAGAAUGUAUCAGUGUAUAUUUGUUUUUGCGCACGAAGCAGAGUUCAGAGAUCUUCUGGUCAAUUUCUCUCUGAUAUGAAAUUUCUUCUGUUUCUUUCUUUCUUUUCAAAUCUUUUUAUUGUAUAUAUAGGAAAAAUAACAUGAGUACAUCAAAGUAACAACACUUACAAUGCCUCAAAAAAAACCAUCAUCUUAAAGAUUGAAAACAAAAUUUUGUGACAACAAAAAAAACCUACUGAGCAGAAAAGUGAGAAAAAAAAGAGAACCCAUUAGGCAUAAAAAACCUGGAGCCAUGCGUCAUACAAAAAGCUUCUAAAAAUAAACAUCAAACCGCCAGCAAGAAAAGAAAAUAUACUAAAAGAAUUUACAAUUAGAUCAUGGAAAAAUUAUAUCAAUUAACUCAAAUGAUAAUAACGAGCAAAUGAGCCUCAUCUUUUCUCAAAAUCAAAUAAAGGUUCAAAGGUUCGACUUCUAAUUUUCUCCAAACUAAGACAUAGCUUCACUUGAGAGAACCAUUGUGACAAAGUGGGAGCUGAUGUAUCCUUCCACUUCAACAAAAUGGACCUCCUAGCUAUCAAUGUGAGAAAUGCAAUAACAUGUUGGUCAGACACAGAAAUACCAUGAAUAUUUUGAGGAACUAUUCCAAAAAGCACAGUUAAUUUAUUAGGUUGUAAAUUAAUUUUGAGUGCUUUAGAAGUUUUUGAGAAAACCGACUUCCAGAACUGUUCCAAUAUAGAACAAGACCAAAACAUAUGUGACAGUGUAGCUAACUCAGUUUUACAUCUAUCACAAUAACUAUCAACAUUAGGAAAGAUUUUAGAAGUUCUCUCCUUUGUCAAAUGAUAACGAUGUACAAUUUUAAAUUGAAUCAAUGAGUGGCUAGCACAAAUUGAAGAAGAGUUAACCAACUUCAAUUUCUUCUGUUUCCUUGUUGCCCUGUUCUUAUUGUUCCUCAUUCUCUUUCCAUUAUUUUUCUUUUAGUUUCUUCUCCUUCUGCUCCCUCUGCUUCUUUCCCUUCAGAAGGAGGUGAUGGACAUAAUGCAGAAGGCUGGAGUUUGUAGGAUAAUUAUCCCACCAUGAGGCUCAGUUUCUAUUUCUUGCUCCAACACUCAUGCUCCCCACCCCACCACCUUGCUCCUUUACUUCUCCAGUCCUUCAUUCUCCCUUCAGAACAUUCAUUCCUCUCCAAGCCCAUCAACUUUACAACCCCUUUGUCACCAAACUUGGUGCUGAAUUUUCCUAUGCUCUUAACCCUUUAUUUCUCUCUCAUCAAUGAAAAAUUGGUCUUUCUUCUAGGUGGUAUCCCUUACCCUCUACCUAUUCCCAGCCUCCAUAGACCUCACAGCCUCUACCCUACCUUCUUAUUUGUGCAAAGGCCUGCCUUGCUUCCACAGGAAACCCAUCUUUCUGUCUAUUUCUAUAUCAAGUUCACGAGGGGAAGAAAGCCACAGCAGCACAAAGAAAAUGGAACUAAGCACGCGCCGCAUGUGCAAAUCACUGGCAUUCAUACUUAUAUUUAGUUUAAUCCUCUCUAUCUUAGCCCUAAUGUUGAUUCCAUACAUCUGAAAAACAUUGGUGAAUUUAUAAUACCUUUGAAAGCAACGAUAAUCUUGAAAAUUGAGUUCAUAUUGACUGUGACUAUUUCUAUAGUUUGUACACAAGAAAUAAGUCAUACCCUGACAUUUCAUCCUCCUUGAUGUGUGGGUGCAUACUGUCAAUCAGAGCUUCAAAUGUAUACAUUCCAAUUUGUUCUGUAAUGUCAAAUAGCUUGAAACGUAUUAUAUCUGAGUAGGAAAUUUCCUUCCAUUUGCUGAUCUGGUAAAGACCUUCCUUCCCACACUUGAUGGAGUUAGAACACAGAAUACAGACCAUAAAAGAUUGUAGCAUAGUACAGACUCUUCAGCCCAUGAUGUUGUGCUGACCUAAUCCUGCCCUUCCUUCCUACGUAGCCCUCCAUUUUUCUAUCAUUUGUAUGCCUGUCAGAGUUUCUUACAUGCUCCUAGAAAUCUGCCUCUACCACCACCCUUGGCAGGGCAUUCCACGCACCCACCACUCUCUGUGCAAAGAAACUUACCUCUGACAUCACCCCAGACUUUCCUCCAAUCACCUUAAAAUUAUCUCCUCUUAUAUUAGCCAUUUAUGGUGCCAAUGGAAGCACACCCGAUGUUAACUUUCAAAUGUGAGUUAAUCUUAGCUUUGAAAGAAUUUGCUGACUUAUUGGUGAAAGGCAGGAGAGAUGAUUAGCUGGCAAAUUCAGAGAUCUGACAAAAGUUGGACGGUUUGAAUGCUCUUAAUUUAUCAGAAAUUUCUGUACUUCCAAGAGUACGCUGUCAAUUCUCAAAUAACACAAGCUUAAAAUUUUCCAGGGUUGUUGCUCUGGGGAAGGUAACAGUCUCAAUUCUUUCAUAGUCAAUUCUGUGUAUGAUAAUAGUCAACAAUACAUAGGAAGUAGAUUAGGACCUGGAGAUAAUGGGUUCUGGAUUUCUUCAUCCAGAUUCUUUAUGCAGCAGUUUAAUUCACCUGAUGGAUACAGGAAAGGGAAAAAGUCCACUUCCAUGACUGCAUAUUCUAUUCCCAAGCAAAUACUUUUUUCCUUUCUUAUCCCUGGUUUACAACCUGUUGUGUAUUCUAGAAGUUUGUACUGAAGAAGGUGGAGUUUCCAAUUUGAGAUCCAACCCUCAAGCUGAUGUUGCAUGCCCAAAGAUACCUUGGUCAGUUUUCAGCCCCUUUCCAUGUAACAAGUACACAGGUUACAACACACUUGCACGCAGGUCUUCAACUAGAACUCAGGUUUCAGAAACUUAAGCGCCGGGCCAGAUCGAAGAGGUCAGAGCAUAGGGGCCUGAGACGAGGUGGGGGCUGGUUCAGUUCACUGCUCCACAGCGUUUACUCGACUCUGCACUGAACAAUGGGUCUCUCUUAUGGACUUCGGUUCAGAAACACUACUUGCUUGUGGUUACUCUUACCAUGAUGCUUUUUUUUCAUCGUACAUUGGAUGUUCAGUGGUCUGUUUAUCGGUUAUUUUAUUUUUUAUGGGUUCUUUUUUAUGGCAACAAUGUGGUUUUUAUUCUCUACACAUUAAGUGUUAGACAGUCUUCUUCGUAUAUAUACAUGGGUUCUUUUUUUGGGUGUCUUUGUUUCCUGGCUGCCUGUAAGGAGACGAAUCUCAAGGUAGUACAAUGUGUACGUACUUUGAAAAUUUGAUAAACUGCAAGGAGUAAUCACCGUUCAUCAGUGUCAAGAAACCUGCUGCAUCAAUUUGCUUUCAUUGUGGGGAAGAUAUUUCAUUUAAGAAUGAUUAUGUUGUCAUAUAUAUUGUGGGACCAUUUAAGUGCUGUAAUAAAAUAAUCUACUUAACUAUAAGAAAUUGUGUCAAUUCUUACAGCAAACAACCUGAAUUUAUCUAAUAUACAGAAUGUGUUAAUCUAUCUUGUAUUUAAUUCAUUUAUUGGGAUACUCUUUUCAAUUAAUUAUAUUUCAAGAACAAUUGGGCACUGUAAACCAACAGUAUUUAAUAAAAUAUUGAGAGACUUGACCAAACAGUCUCGG
Messenger RNA from Mobula hypostoma (lesser devil ray), 4961 nucleotides. Its product is annotated as carboxypeptidase B-like. The coding region runs from base 92 to 1348 and encodes 418 amino acids. Gene Ontology annotation, molecular function: zinc ion binding; metallocarboxypeptidase activity. The record is from RefSeq and is a predicted model, not a curated record. NCBI's taxonomy places the organism in Eukaryota, Metazoa, Chordata, Chondrichthyes, Myliobatiformes, Myliobatidae. The transcript is spliced from 11 exons. Gene Ontology annotation, biological process: proteolysis.